Sphaeramia orbicularis (orbiculate cardinalfish) is the source of this 1015-nucleotide messenger RNA. It is a transcript of the gene lin28aa, whose product is annotated as lin-28 homolog Aa. The transcript is spliced from 4 exons. The record is from RefSeq and is a predicted model, not a curated record. The coding region runs from base 17 to 610 and encodes 197 amino acids. NCBI's taxonomy places the organism in Eukaryota, Metazoa, Chordata, Actinopteri, Kurtiformes, Apogonidae. Gene Ontology annotation, biological process: pre-miRNA processing. Gene Ontology annotation, cellular component: nucleus; cytoplasm. Gene Ontology annotation, molecular function: zinc ion binding; mRNA binding.
GUGCUGCUCUCCGGUGAUGUCCGUGAGAUUCUCCAGCCCCCGUGGAGUUUGUAAGACUGAGGAAGAUGAAGGACCGAGUACUGAAGAGGACUUGCAGUCUUUCCAUGGGGUCGGUGUGUGCAAGUGGUUCAACGUCCGCAUGGGCUUCGGGUUCCUGUCCAUGACCAACCGAGAGGGAGUGCCACUGGACGAACCGGUUGAUGUAUUUGUCCAUCAGAGCAAGUUGCACAUGGAAGGCUUCCGUAGCCUGAAGGAGGGCGAGGCGGUCGAGUUUACCUUCAAGAAGUCAUCAAAGGGCCUGGAGUCUCAGCGAGUCACAGGACCAGGUGGUAUCCACUGUGUGGGCAGCGAGAGGAGACCCAAAGGCAAGAAAGUCCAGAAGCGACGUUCCAAAGGAGACAGGUGCUACAACUGUGGAGGCCUGGACCACCACGCCAAAGAGUGCAAGUUACCACCUCAGCCCAAGAAGUGCCAUUUCUGCCAGAGUAUCGACCAUAUGGUUGCCAACUGCCCAAUCAAAGCACAACAGUCCUCACCAGGUUCUCAGGGAAAACCAUCCUCCGAGGAGGAGCACAGCCACUCAGUACCACCUCCCGAAACUUCCGACUAAAGGAGGAUUCGAGCAACACUGAAGCCGGGGGAAGCACAGAGGCCAAUCAAACUGCUUUGAUGGAGAGAUGGGACACAGAUUCCCAUGCUGACUGUUGAGGCGGCUUUUGGAACUACCUCAGGUUAAAAUAUUUGCUCAUGCAGAAUGUUAACAUUUUUUUUUCUUUAUUAUUAAGUGUUUUGUUUCUUUGAACUUGGUGUAACACUCAGGAAUACUGCUGUACUAUUGCACUCAGGAUGCUUUCUAAAUGUAUAAAUCACUGUUGUUAGAGAGGCUUGAGACUAGUAGUGAACAAUGCCAAAUAAUGGAUUACCUUGAUGACUUUUUUUUUUUUUUUAGAAGCAGUUGAGUUUUUUUUUUUUUUUAGUUUUUUUUUAGUUUUGUUUUUUUAAAUACUGUGCCUCU